AUGUCGUCAGAAAAAACCUCUGUAUUAGCUUUAAAAUGCGCUAGAUUAAAGCUAAGACCAAACAAUGUUCCUGAUGAGCUACCUGGUCGCGAAAGCGAGUACAAGCGAAUCUAUGGAAAAGUUAGAUCUGCGAUUGAACAAUUUUCAGGAUGUUGUAUUUGCGUAUCAGGUCAAGCUGGAACCGGUAAAACGGCAACUGUAGAAUGUGUCAUGGAUAAUUUAAAGAAGGAAGUUAGCGAAGUUAGCGAAAUGUCGUUCCAUCUUGUUAAAAUCAAUGGAAUGGAAUUAAAUUCACCUGAAGAAUUGUAUACUAUAUUAUGGAAACAAUUAACUGGUGUUAUUGUAAAUAGUUCCGAUGCUAAAAAAUUAUUAGAUGCAAGAUUUAAGGCUAAAUCUGAACCAGGUCACAGAAAUCAAUCAUCCUUAGUGAGCGAAAGAAGGUCAUCAGACUACAAAAAUCGAUCAUCUUCAGUGAACAAAAGAAGACCAUUAUAUUCACCUUCUUUAGUGGAAAAAAGAAGUCGUUUUUACCAUAGAAAUCAAAAAGAUCUUCCUUUGUUCACUAAAGAUAAAGUGAACAAAAGAAUAUAUUUUGGAGAUCGAUCAUCUUUAGUGAACAAAAAACAUUUUGACCGCAGAGAUCAAUUAUCAUUGGCGAAAGAAAGAAGACAUUUGUACCGUAGAAAGCAAUCAACCUUAGUUAAAGAAAGAAGACAUUUUAGAGGUCGGUCAUCUUUAGUGAAAGAAGGAAGACUAUCAGAUUAUGGAAAUCAAUCAACUUUAGAACACAAAAAUCAAUCAUCCUUAGUGAGCGAAAGAAGACCAUCAGACUACGAAGAUCGAUCAUCUUUAGUGAACAAAAGAAUACAUUUAGACCAUAGUCGUUGUUUUUCAUCUAAACCAUUCAUAGAAUUGAUACAUGAAUUUGCAGCAAAAACACACGUUAUGAAACCUAGAUAUCAAAUUUUCGAAAUAAAAGAUACAGAUAAAUUAGAUAAAUUUUACUCAAAAAUGUUUCUCAAUGGGGUUGAAUACACGGGAAGAAUUCGAUCCAACGAAAUACUUGCGAAGGAAUCACUUUCAAAAAAUGAAAAAGAGACUCCUGAUAGUUCCGAUGCUUCUCUACAUACUGCAAAAGCAACUUCUAAAAAAAGUACACAGGAUGCUUCAAAUCAAAACGAAAAGACAGCAUUGUCAGUAGGUCAUGAUUCCGUGAAAUCCAUAGUUCCUCUUGAUAUUCUAAGACAACUAUAUCUUCCUGGACAACAGCAGGACAGGAUUUUUGAUCCAACAACGAGAACAAUAUCUUACCUUCAAUCGCAAUCAUUUUUUCCUGUAAAGUCGUUACGAUCUGAUGAGAAAAAAAGAAUACUAGUUACUGGAGGUGCAGGCUUUGUUGGCUCUCAUUUGGUUGAUAGAUUAAUGCUAAUGGGUCAUGAAGUAAUCGUACUUGACAAUUUCUUUACUGGUCGUAAGAAUAAUGUUGCUCAUUGGAUAGGGCAUCCUAAUUUUGAAUUAAUCCGUCAUGAUGUAGUAGAUCCAUUUUUAAUAGAAGUAGAUCAAGUUUACCAUUUGGCUUGUCCCGCUUCUCCGCCACAUUAUCAAUAUAAUCCAAUAAAAACAGUAAAAACAAGUGUAAUGGGCACAAUAAACAUGCUUGGACUUGCUAAAAGAGUUAAAGCUCAAGUCUAUGGAGAUCCAGAACAACACCCUCAAACAGAAGCAUAUUGGGGACAUGUCAAUCCUAUUGGUCCUAGAGCUUGUUAUGAUGAAGGGAAAAGAGUUGCAGAAACAUUAACUUAUGCUUAUAUGAACCAAGAUUUUGUGGAUAUAAGAGUGGCACGUAUAUUCAAUACUUUUGGACCUCGUAUGCAUGAAAAUGAUGGUCGUGUAGUAAGCAAUUUCAUUAUGCAAGCAUUGAAAGGAGAAGAACUUACUAUCUACGGGGAUGGUUUACAAACUCGAUCUUUUCAAUAUAUUCAUGAUUUGGUGGAUGGUUUAAUUUUACUGAUGAAUACAGAUUAUAAAGAGCCAAUUAACUUGGGAAACCCUGAUGAAUAUACUAUACGUGAGUUUGCUGAAUUAAUCAUUAAUGAGGUUAAUAAUUCUUGUAAGAUUAAAAAACUGCCUGCUCCAAAAGAUGAUCCUAAAAAACGAAGACCAGAUAUCAAAAGAGCAGAACAAAUUCUUGGUUGGAAACCAAGAUGGCCAGUAAAACAAGGUAUAUACGAAACUGUUAAAUAUUUUCGCAGGCAAAUGGAUGCGGGUCUCAUAUAA
Entrophospora sp. SA101 is the source of this 2277-nucleotide messenger RNA. Lineage: Eukaryota; Fungi; Glomeromycota; Glomeromycetes; Entrophosporales; Entrophosporaceae. The record is from the annotation of a GenBank genome assembly.